This is a messenger RNA of Cryptococcus wingfieldii CBS 7118, 3357 nucleotides long. Its product is annotated as PX domain-containing protein. NCBI's taxonomy places the organism in Eukaryota, Fungi, Basidiomycota, Tremellomycetes, Tremellales, Cryptococcaceae. Gene Ontology annotation, molecular function: phosphatidylinositol binding. The transcript has 6 exons. The record is from RefSeq and is a predicted model, not a curated record. Bases 1 to 3357 code for a protein of 1118 amino acids.
AUGUCCCCCCCGCCACCAGACCUCCCCUACAAACCCUACGUCCCCCGCCGCCAGCGCUCCCUGCGCCCAGACAGGCCUCUCCCACCUCCACCACCAGACGAGCCAGAGGGAGACGCAGAGCAAGGCUUCGAAGACGUCUACCGCUCCCCGCCCUCGCCUCCCCAGCGUGUUUCUUCCCUCAGGCUGCAAGACAAGGAACUCCCGCCACCCCCCAGUACCGCCCCGUUGCAGAGCCCGUCAUAUCAGUCGCCACGUGCGACGUCAUCCCCGCCCAACUCUGCCCCAGCCCAGACAUCAGACGCCCACCUGCACCCCUACCACUCCACCCUACCCACAGCCCUCGACCCACCGACAACGCUCACCCCGCUCCGGGCGCACUAUCUCAAAAAGACGCUCGUCGCGCUCCAGGUCACCCAUGAACUCGGGCUCAUCACUGAUCCUGUCUUGGGCGCAAACGCGCUUGGCCUGCUUGGCGACCCGUUCGUGUUGGAUGAACGAUCAAGGAGGGAGGCUCUCCAGCGUACGAGUGAGGUAGAGAGGGCAGAGGGGCAGGUGGGGGAUCUACCGUUCUUGAGGUUCAUGUUCCAUCAGUUCCUCCUGCCCUUCCCCUUUCUCGCUUCCGCGCCUCUCACCUUCUGGUCCGCCAAAGUGCAGCCAUUCUUGUCCUCUUUCCUGACGACGACGGGUAUAUCCCAGCAAGCUGCUCAGUCGGAGGAAGACAGGCAGGUCUCGGAAAGUCUGAUGAGCAAGGAAGAGCUCAAGGAGGCGCAGGAGAGGAAGAAGCUAUGGAUCAAGGUGGAAAAGCAGCUCGCCAUGAUGUUUGGUCUGGGUAUCAAGGUUCAGGGUGGCGAAGAAGUUGUGCGGAUAGGGCAAGCCGAGCUGAGGCGUCUCGAGGCUUUACAAGAAGAGAGAAAGCAGAAAUGGAUGGCGAAACAUGGUGGACAUUUGCCGGGAGAGCUGCAAAACACCGACUUCGAGGUGAACGUCAUUGGCGUGAGGGUCGUUGUGGAGAAGGGCAGAGUCAGAAACAGGAGUCACGAAGAGUUCAUCAUCCGGACUUCAAGAGCGGGUGUGCCGGACGUCUUUGUGUCUAGGCGAUAUGGUGAUUUCCGAAGGCUCGCUGAAGAGGCAAGUACACUGAGGCUGGCCUUCCCCGACUCUCUCAUCGCAUUCCCGCCCGCCAAAGACAAGUCUACAUCGACCGCGCCUACCGCUGCCGCCAACAGCUACAACUAUGGCACCUACAAUCCCCUCCGGGCAAUCUAUGGUUCUGGCCCUGCCGCCCAGGGGUCCAGUUCUUCGCUCCAAGACCAGGAUCCAGUAUCUCCCACGUCGGCCCCUGCAGGGUCUCCACUAUCAAGAGAAAAGAACCGUCUCACCCUCCGCGCAUAUCUCAACACACUCUUCUCUCUACCCUUCAUCAUCGAAUCCCCCAUCCUCCGAUCAUUCCUUCUUUCCGGCCCCACGACGCUCACGCCUCCAGAGGCGGUGGAUUGUCAGCGGAGAUUGGAGGCUGAUGCUGUUCGUGAAGAAGGCAGGCGGAGGUUCAAAAUGGAAGCGGAAAAGAGGAUUGAAGCUCUUCGCGAGGGGUUGGCUCAGUUCAAGGGUGAUGUGCUGAGUAAAGAGGGGGGACUCAAAAAUGUGUUUGAAGUUGUCAAGAGAGUGGAGAAGGUGGAGAAUCUGCCACCGGCAGAGGCCAGUGUGCUAGAAUGGGGCAGGAUCUCCCUCGCUGCCACGAUCUUUCAACUGUUCGUGGCGUCCGAUACGGCUUCAGAGACUCUUGCCUCCAUGAAACGGCUCCACGGUCUCAUGCCAUACUUUGUCCUAAAAGGCAUCCUCAAAAUAUCAAACCCCAUGGCCAUGAUCCGCGGCGUCCUCGACCUCUUCCUCGCCCGUCCAUUCGGCGGUCAAUCUCUCAUCCAACGGAUGUUCUCAAGCAGUCUCACCGAGGACGUGCGGAUGCUCGAAGAAGACAUUGAGGUAGUCCAGGACAAGAUCGAUGACCCCGUGCUCUGCCAGAAGAUUGAGCAGUAUGCCAAGGCGCCGUUUGAAGUACAAGAGUCGUACAGGCGGGAUGCCGCCUCGGAAGGGGUAGAGCUGCUGGUCACCAUCCUUCGGUCUCCCGAGGUUCCGUCUUUAUCCCGACCGCAGUUUCAGAGGGUUGCGAGGGCUGUGCGGGCGUACAAAGAGUAUAGGUCGUCGCAGGCCGAGUUGUCGGAUUCUGAUGAUGAUGAGGGACCUGAGAAUGAGGAUGCGUGGUUAUGCGAGGAUCUUAACAUCUUGUUGAAGCUGUGGCUGAGGAAGAGGGAGAAGGAAGGGCUCUUGGCGCUGAUAUUUGAAGGCGUGACUGCCGAAUUGUUGAAGGACAUCAUCACCAUCUUCUACACCCCGCUCGCUCAAGUCUACAAGGCCGCCAGCAUUGCUGAUUCUCUCGGCGACUUGCAAGCCUUCAUCAAUGACAUGAUCCGUACUAUCGAGCAGGUCGAAGAGCUCUCGCAAGAGGAUCCUGGGAGAACCGUCCAGACCUUUAUCGAUCUUGUUCAACGCCACGAACAAUCCUUCUACUCUUUCGUGCACAAGGUCCACUCCAAGGGCCACGGUCUCUUUGACUCCCUCAUGGCCUGGCUUGAACUCUUCUUGAAUUACGCCCGAAGCGGGCUUCCUGGAGAGCCCAUCGACCUCGAUUUCAUCCUUCCCGCCUCGGAGGAAGAACGAAAGCGGGUGAUGAGAGAGGUCGACCAGGUGGCGACGUACCACUACAAGCUCAAGGUUGCUCACGAAGAAAAGGUCAGGAGGCGGUUCAAGACUGCCGAUGAGGGCUCUGGCGCCCUCGGCGAGGGGAUUGAUGACGAGGCUGAGCUUCUCGGCUCGAUCAUGACGAGCUUGAACAUUGAUCAGACGGCGAUAGGCGAAGCGGAUGAUGUGGCGGACGAAGAGUCGGAAGAAGAUGAUGAGGAUGAGCGCGAAUUGGCAGACCUGGAUGAAGAGCAAGAAGAUAGGAGCAACACGUCUCCUUUGACAUCCGCUCGUCGCGGGUCGGAUGAUUCCAACAGCACCCUCUCUCCUCUGGCCAAUCCUUCUGGCAGACGUGGCUCGCACUCGUCGAAUCACGGCCUACACAAGGUCCGAUCGGCUCUGCAUAGAAACAAGAAGGACAAGGAUCACGCGCAGCCUUCACCUAGUCUUUCAGACAGGUCGAGCGGGCGUAGACGUGGUGGUGGGAGUAGAAAGAAGAAGACGAGGGCGGGGGAGACUGUGGAGGUGUUGUCUGCGCCCAGGACUGAUGAGAUUGAAGCGUUGCGACCGUUGUUUGUGGAAAUGCUUCGUCCCAACCUGAGGCCCAAGCCUCUCAAGUAG